AUGUUUUUAGAAGAGGAGAACGAAUCAUUUCUGAAGUUUCACGAUGGAAGCGACAUAACCAAAACUCUCGGAUUGGCUUGGGAUCCUGCAUCAGAUGUCCUUCUUUUCUCGUACUUGCCUACGCAGUCCACGACCAAGCCAAACAAACGUUCUGUGCUCUCAACAAUAUCUCGAUUUUAUGACCCGCUUGGCCUCAUAAGCCCGGUUAUAACCAAAGCCAAAAUCUUCCUACAGGAGCUCUGGAAGGAGAAGCUACACUGGGAUGAAAGCUUGCCCGAAUCUUUAAGCUCAACCUGGUCCAGUAUAUGCCUUCAGUUUCGCAGCGUGGAAAGGACGACAUUUCUCAAAUUCGCACUACUACCAAAAGGAUCAAUCGAGAUUCAUGGGUUUUGCGAUGCUAGCAUGUCUGCCUAUGGAGCAUGCGUAUAUAUCGUAUCCAGAUCUGCUGACAAAGCCUAUGCUCAACUAUUGUGCGCCAAGUCUCGAGUAGCACCCUUAAAAACUUUGUCGAUUCCGAAGCUUGAACUGUGCGGAGCUCUUCUGUUGGCCAAUCUUCUAAGCGAGCUUCAAAAAAUGGAUAUAUUUUCAGGUCCAUACUUCUGCUGGUGCGAUUCAACCGUAGUCCUAGCUUGGCUAAAUAGUGAGUCAUCCCGAUUCACGACUUUCGUUGCUAACAGAGUAGCAUCCAUUCAAAGACUGUCUGCCGGAAUGGAAUGGCUUCACAUACCUACUACACUAAAUCCUGCUGAUAUCAUAUCCAGAGGAGCCUUGCCCAUGGAAUUGAACGCGUCCGAUCUCUGGUUUCAUGGACCUUCGUUCUUGCUGCUACCGCGAUCCAGCUGGCCGCCAUCCCCUGCCCAAGAGCAGUGCUUACUGGAGCUGCGCAAGGCAACGUGUUUGGUUUUGACGUCACCGAUUGAUCUGACAUCUACGUGCAAAUCACCCACUCUGACUGUUUCAGAUCUACAGAAUGGUACACGCCUCCUAGUUCGAGCGGCGCUCGCUGUGGACCAUGUGGACUGA
Drosophila ficusphila is the source of this 1023-nucleotide messenger RNA. RefSeq lists its product as uncharacterized. Lineage: Eukaryota; Metazoa; Arthropoda; Insecta; Diptera; Drosophilidae. The record is from RefSeq and is a predicted model, not a curated record. Bases 1 to 1023 code for a protein of 340 amino acids. The transcript is spliced from 2 exons.